Messenger RNA from Neurospora tetraspora, 1613 nucleotides. RefSeq names its product putative nuclear protein SNF4. Gene Ontology annotation, molecular function: protein kinase regulator activity; AMP binding; protein kinase binding. Gene Ontology annotation, biological process: protein phosphorylation; regulation of catalytic activity. Gene Ontology annotation, cellular component: nucleotide-activated protein kinase complex; nucleus; cytoplasm. The coding region runs from base 258 to 1463 and encodes 401 amino acids. The record is from RefSeq and is a predicted model, not a curated record. Lineage: Eukaryota; Fungi; Ascomycota; Sordariomycetes; Sordariales; Sordariaceae. The transcript is spliced from 4 exons.
ACAACUUUAAUUGACCUAAGACUUAAAAACCCAAGACCGCCCACGGAAUCAGAACCAAGGGGACAGGAAAAGACAGUCAAAGGGCUGAAAGGAAGAGAGGGUAUAUCCAAGAUAUCAAUACAGAGACAGAGUCCGAAUUGAAAACUGUGGGUGGGCGGCGCUUCAAUACUCCGUCAACGGAAACAAAGCCAUAAGUACCGAGCAAGACAAAACUGCAACGGGGGUCCCUCCCCAAUGUAUGUUCCACGACCACGAUAAUGGACGACUCUCGUACUCCCCCUGACCAGGCGGCUUCUGGUACCGGCAGUGAUGCCGCCAGUGCUUCUGCCCAGGCUUCCCAGCCUUCCACAACCUCAGCUGGGAACAGCAAUCCCGAUCCCAAUCUCAAUGGCCCGUUGCCGCUCCGACCUGGUCACGAGCUGCCUUUUGUUGCGCCAUCAUCCUACCUUCGUCCCAAACCAAGCAGUCGCACAAUGUCAGAUAAGACGUCAAAUCCCCUGGACAAGGACCAAAUGCAGGGUCUGAGAGGGGUUCGCGAGUUCCUCAAGGUACGCACCAGCUACGAUGUCCUGCCGCUCUCAUUCCGUCUAGUCAUACUCGACAAUGAUCUGCUUAUCAGAAAGAGUCUGAAUAUUCUGAUCCAAAACGGCAUUGUUUCGGCGCCGCUCUGGGACUCGCGCAAUGGAACCUUUGCUGGCUUGCUUACUAGCACCGACUACAUCAAUGUCAUCCAGUAUUACUGCCAGUUUCCCCACGAGAUCGACGAAGUCGAUCAAUUCCGGCUGAGUAGCCUUCGAGAUAUCGAAAGGGCCAUUGGUGUCCCGCCGCUCGAGACCGUAGCCGUCCAUCCCAUGCGCCCAUUGUACGAAGCCUGCCGACGAAUGCUUAAGACGCGAGCUCGGAGAAUUCCCUUGAUCGACACGGACGACGAGACCGGCCGAGAGACUGUGGUCAGCGUUAUCACACAAUACCGCAUCCUGAAGUUCAUUGCUGUCAACAACGAGCAGCACACAAUGUUGCUAAAGAAGCCCGUGAGGGAGAUUGGCCUGGGAACCUACACCGACCUCGCUACGGCGACCAUGAACAGCUCCGUUUUGGAUGUCAUUCAUCUCAUGGUCAAGUACAACAUCUCGGCUGUACCAAUUGUCGACAAGGACAACAGAGUUCUGAAUCUCUUUGAAGCCGUCGACGUCAUCCCUUGUAUCAAAGGGGGUGCGUAUGACGAGCUGACGGCGACCGUUGGUGACGCCUUGUCUCAGAGAGCUGAAGAUUUUGGCGGAAUCUAUACGUGCAGCGAAGAGGACCGUCUGGACACGAUAUUUGAAACCAUCCGAAAGUCACGAGUCCAUAGGUUAAUUGUUGUUGACGACGACAGCCGCCUCAAGGGCAUCAUCUCUCUCUCGGAUAUUCUCAAAUACGUGUUGCUCUAUGGAGAGGAAGAGGAUGACCUACAGGAGUAUUAAAAGGGAACACAAAGAAUGGGCGGCACUUGUCAUGGCCUAGCUAGGUUGGCUAUAGGACGGUAUGGUUUUUGGUUUGCAUUGCAUGGCGCUAUUUUUGGACGGUAUGUGGAAUUAGUGGAAUAGUAGGGUUGUAUAUCCUUUCCCCCUAAU